This is a messenger RNA of Geodia barretti, 618 nucleotides long. Lineage: Eukaryota; Metazoa; Porifera; Demospongiae; Tetractinellida; Geodiidae. The record is from the annotation of a GenBank genome assembly.
AUGGGGCAGGUAAAACGUGGGGCAUGUGUCUGUUGGAAAUGCGGCACCACGUGGGGACUGGCGCAGAGUGGGGAGUGAAGAUUUCCACCACAUCAAACACCAGCGACUGGUGUGGAAUGAGGGCCAGUAACAUAGCAGGGUUCACCAUAAAUGAGAAGAUUCUGACAAUAUUUCAAUUGGUGCCUGAUGGGCGUGCAACCCAAGCACGUUAUGCACUGAGGCCUCACCCCAGGAGCUACAUCACGUUUCAGAGAAAGAUAUAUCUCACGCAGAAAUUAGCAGAUGUCCUGAAUUUCAUUGAAGAUCUGUUGGCUCUUACAAGCCAGAUCGCAGAGCAACACACUCCUCUCCCUGUCCCUGAACUGCCAGAGGAUACUGCUACUCCCUCAGAUACUGAAGAUGCUGGGACUGAGGAGCCAAGGAGGGAUUUCGAGCGAAGGCUUUCUGAUCUAGAGGAGUUGUUGAGGAGGCUGGCGCCGUUUAAACCUGUCCACUAAACUCAGUUAUGUGUGCAUGUAUGUUAUUUACAUGUACAUCCGAAUCUGACUAUGCAUAGCAAAGCCUUGUGGGGAUGAAUCUCAUUAGUUCAAAACCACAAGUGCUGCGCUCAACUCUGCC